Rhinocladiella mackenziei CBS 650.93 is the source of this 192-nucleotide messenger RNA. RefSeq lists its product as uncharacterized. NCBI's taxonomy places the organism in Eukaryota, Fungi, Ascomycota, Eurotiomycetes, Chaetothyriales, Herpotrichiellaceae. Bases 1 to 192 code for a protein of 63 amino acids. The transcript is spliced from 2 exons. The record is from RefSeq and is a predicted model, not a curated record.
AUGGCUAUGGUCGUGAUCAUGGAACGUUGUGGUCUGCAACUCAUCAAAUCCCGUCUGUGCCUCUCCAUCAUUCGCGAAGAAAUACGACGAGCGGCUCCUGGACUCCUCGUACAGUAUCCCGGCACCGUUGUUGGCCCGAAUGCUGGAAUUGUCAUUGGAAUCUUCGUCAAUGGCUGGAUGGUGGACACUUGA